Molecule: messenger RNA, 807 nt
Organism: Fusarium venenatum
Lineage: Eukaryota; Fungi; Ascomycota; Sordariomycetes; Hypocreales; Nectriaceae
Source: RefSeq, a predicted model, not a curated record
AUGGUCAAAAAACUUUUGAUUGCUGCCACUAUGGCAUCGAUGAUUCCCUCGGCCAAUGCCUUCAAUCCCGCUAAAGAUCGGUGGCUUUGUCAACAAAAGGAUGCUAUCUGCAUCACCUCGUUUGUAUGGUGCUCAACCAUUGGUGAAGAUACAGCGAAAGGCUGUUCAUAUCCUGAGAACACCUGGCCAGAGUCUCCCAACAACUUUGGAAAGAACCCAGCACUGGUUUUGUGGGAUCACGAGUAUACGAUUAGCUGGAAGGGGACAGAUGACAACUAUACCACUCUUAUUGAGUGGCACUUUGUGAGAGACACGGAUCGGCCAAGCAACUCGAGUAAUUUGACAUGGAAGCUCAAAAAUAAAGAAAAGUCAUAUACUUUCAAGUUCAGCGACUUGGCCAGCGACUUUCCCAAUAAAGAACACGACGAUAUCGACGCAGAACAAGUCAAAGCCGCCGCCAGUAACCUCAUGAAUGUCUGGGCCGUCUCACAACCCGAUAGACCUUAUGAUAACGAUGCUCGAGUCCACGGUAGCCCCUGGAUGGACAAGUCUCAGCAUUUCAUAGUCAUAGACGACGACGUGGUACCAUAUCUCGAAACGCAACGCAUGAUGUAUAAGCAAAAGGAGGACGUCAAGUGGCACAAUGGUGUCGUUCUCGGUGUUGGUGUUGGUGUACCAUUUCUUCUUGCUGCUGCCUUUGUCUUGGGUAGGUUUACGGGUCGGAAGAGGGUCAAGAAGAUAUCGGGCUACAAGUCUGUUGAAUCGUAUCAUUCGGGGUAUAACUCGGCGUAUCUUGGUGGUCAAUGA